AUGGAAACAACCAACAACAGCUUUCAACGGGAAUUUCUUCUCUUGGGAUUUUCAGAUCAACCUCAGCUUGAAAGGAUCCUCUUUGUCAUAAUUUUGACUUUCUAUGUCUUGAAUCUUCUGGGAAACAGUGCUAUCAUAUUAGUGUCCUACUUGGAUCCCAAACUCCACACUCCCAUGUACUUUUUUCUCAGCAAUCUCUCCUGUGUGGACAUUUGCUUCACUACCAGUGUUGCACCACAGUUGCUGGUUACCAUGAAUAAGAAAGACAAGUCUAUGAGCUAUGGUGGAUGUGUGGCUCAGCUUUACGUGGCCAUGGGCUUGGGUUCCUCUGAAUGUAUUCUCCUGGCAGUCAUGGCUUAUGACCGCUAUGCUGCUGUCUGUAGACCACUACAUUACACAACCAUUAUGCAUCCUCAGCUUUGUGCAUCCCUGGCCGGCAUAGCAUGGUUCAGUGGCCUUGUUACCUCCUUAAUUCAGUGUUCCCUUACUGUUCAGCUACCUCUGUGUGGUCAUCGCAAAUUGGAUCACAUUUUCUGCGAAGUACCAGUGCUGAUUAAACUAGCCUGUGUGGACACCACUUUCAAUGAGGCUGAGCUCUUUGUGGCCAGUGUGGUCUUUCUAAUUGUACCUGUGUCACUCAUCCUAGUAUCCUAUGGUUUUAUAACCCAAGCUGUGCUGAGGAUCAAAUCAGCUGCAGGUCGCAGGAAAGCCUUUGGGACUUGUUCUUCUCACCUGGUUGUGGUCAUCAUUUUCUAUGGGACAAUAAUCUUUAUGUACCUUCAGCCAGCAAAAAGUAGCUCCAAAAAUCAGGGAAAGUUUGUCUCCCUUUUCUACACCAUAGUCACCCCACUUUUAAAUCCUAUUAUCUAUACCCUGAGAAACAAAGAUGUGAAAGGGGCCUUGAAGACACUGGUAAUGGGUAAUGCUUUGGGGUCAGAAAAGUUAUAA
This is a messenger RNA of Elephantulus edwardii (Cape elephant shrew), 948 nucleotides long. RefSeq names its product olfactory receptor 2G6-like. The record is from RefSeq and is a predicted model, not a curated record. The coding region runs from base 1 to 948 and encodes 315 amino acids. The transcript has a single exon. Gene Ontology annotation, cellular component: membrane. NCBI's taxonomy places the organism in Eukaryota, Metazoa, Chordata, Mammalia, Macroscelidea, Macroscelididae. Gene Ontology annotation, molecular function: G protein-coupled receptor activity; olfactory receptor activity. Gene Ontology annotation, biological process: G protein-coupled receptor signaling pathway.